This is a messenger RNA of Neodiprion virginianus, 4444 nucleotides long. It is a transcript of the gene CARPA, whose product is annotated as carbonic anhydrase-related protein 10. Lineage: Eukaryota; Metazoa; Arthropoda; Insecta; Hymenoptera; Diprionidae. The record is from RefSeq and is a predicted model, not a curated record. The transcript is spliced from 10 exons. The coding region runs from base 1484 to 2482 and encodes 332 amino acids. Gene Ontology annotation, molecular function: zinc ion binding; carbonate dehydratase activity.
ACGGUCGCCUCGCGUCCGAAGGCCCGAUUCAUACUCUGGAAAAGACGAGAAUUGUCGAAAGACUGACGCAAAUAUAAUUUGCGAAAUAAUUGAGUUUUUACCCAGGAAUAAAACUCGCGCGGUUAUCGAUUGGAAUACUCAAAUUAUAUUUCUAUAAUUUACUUUUUCGACUAAUACCGUGUUUUGUUUGUUCAUUUAUUUUAUUACUUCACAUCUUACAAAAAUUAAUACAAACGAGACGAUGAUUUUUAGUCGAACUUCUCAUCUCGAGAUGAAAGAGAAACUUUUUCCAUGAUAUGAUCGUCGGUUUUUUUGUAACAACGGUUUAUCGUUGAAGUAUUUUUAAAACGUUAUGCAGUGCUAUCCUCGUUGUUGUUGUUGUUAUAAUAAUUAUUAUUAUUAUUACUAUCGUCGUCAUUGUCGGUCGAACCGAUCAAACGAACGACGAAAUCAAAUUUCAAGAAACUUUUUUUGAAACUUUUACUUUUAAUUUAUUCUUCGUUAUCCUUGGUUGGUGAUUUCUCUCUCGUUCAUUCGUCAUCUUCAUUUCUCUCUCUCUCUCUCUCUCUCUCUCUCUCUCUCUCUCUCUCUCUCUCUCUCUCUCUCUCUCUCUCUCUCUCUCGCUCUUUGAUUUCAAUGUUCUUCGCGACUGUCUAUAAAUGAUGUGAGAUCCUUUGGAAUACGGGAAUACCAAAAAGGUACGAAGAAAAAAAAAUGAUCUCCAAGAUUGAUCCAACGAGAGAUAAUUUUUCAACUCCCAAUAAAUAACCAAGUUUACGCGUAAUAUGAAAAUCGUGAUGAAUGCACAGUUCAUCCUCGUGAUAUGAUAUUUCAUCAUAUAUUUAUAAAAAAUAUAUAAUAUACAUAAUAUAUAUAUAUAUAUAUAUAUAUAUAUACCGAAGUAAAUAAAUUGUUUAAGAUGAGAUAACCCUACGGUAUCGAGUUGCGCAAGCAGAUGCAGUAAAUAUAACUGAGGGUACGAUGCGUAAUAUGAAAAUUUUUAACGCAGCUCAGGAACGAUAAACACAGUUUCAAGAACAAAGAUGAGAAAAACAAUGAUCAAUAAAGCGUAGCUGUUAGCUAUACGGAAUGAUAGCGAUAGCGAAACAAGGACGAGAAAAAGAAACGAAAAAUCUAACAUCGUAGCAUUAUAUAAAUGCGUCGUUGAAACUACGAUCGCAGAUCCAUGGAUUUGAAUAUCGGCAUUGAGCGCUGAUAGAUCGUCAACGAAAAUUCUCGAGGGUUAAAGAAAAUACAAAACUAAAACGAGGAUAAAUUCUUUUUAAAUAUCGUGAAUGAAGAUCAGAGAAGAUAAUAGUCAAAACGUGUGAAAGUGAACGUAGUGAAGGAAACGAAGGUGGUGGAAAUUUAUAAAAUAAUCACAAAUGCAAUUAAUACAUGGACGGACAUUAUUAGAAAUAUAAAAAAAAAGAAAAUUAAUUAGUCCCGAGUAUAAUAUAAUCACUUCUAAUAUCGUACGAAAAUGUUACAUCUGCGGUGCAGGCGGUUUUUCUGUCUCCUCAGCGUUUUUGCCAGCGUUAUUAUCGAGUCCCAAGCCAGCUGGGAAGAAUGGUGGACCUACGACGGAAUAUCAGGUCCGUCGUUCUGGGGCCUGAUAAACCCGCAAUGGUCGCUGUGCAGCAAAGGGCGAAGGCAGAGCCCGAUAAACGUGGAGCCGGACAAAUUGCUGUUCGACCCUCACCUGCGUCCGUUGCACGUUGACAAGCACAAGGUUUCCGGUCAUCUGCACAACACGGGUCAGUCGCUGGUGUUCAGAGCCGACCGUGAGGCGAAGGUCCGAGUUAACAUAACGGGGGGACCGCUGGCGUAUCAUUAUCAAUUCGAGGAGAUUUAUAUUCACUACGCACUCGACAAUAACCACGGCUCCGAGCAUCGCGUCAACAACUACGCUUUUCCUGCCGAGAUCCAAAUCUACGGCUUCAACGCUGAGCUUUAUCACAACAUGAGCGAGGCGCAGCACAAAAGCCAGGGACUGGUUGCGGUUUCUCUGAUGGUCCAGUUGGGCGACACUCCGAAUCCAGAAUUAAGGAUCCUGACCAGCACAUUCAACAAGGUUCUGUACAAAGGCGACAAGGCGCAGGUCAGGCACUUGUCGGUGAAGGAAUUGCUGCCGAAAACGAACGGCUAUAUGACGUACGAAGGAAGCACAACGCAUCCCGGAUGUUGGGAAACCACGGUCUGGCUAAUUCUCAACAAGCCGAUAUACAUAACGGCGCAGGAGCUCUACGUGCUGAGGAAGCUCAUGCAGGGACCCGACGGCACCCCGAAAGCUCCCCUGGGGAACAACGCGAGGCCUUUGCAGGGACUCCACCAUCGCACCAUCAGGACGAACAUCGACUUUCGCAGGCGCCCGGACGCAAAAUGCCCGUCGAUGGCCAAGGACAUGCAUUACACAGACGAAUUUUUCUUUCCAGCUAACAAGUGGCAGGACGAUGGAUCCUUAUCGCACAACGUCGUGUAACGACAGUAAUUUUAUAUACGUAUAGAUAUACUACGAUAUCGUAACGAUGAUUAUAAUAACGAUUAUCCGAUAAUCCGAUAAUGAUGGUGUUGACUGCAAUUUGUGACGCGCGAUGGUGCGUAAUGCGUGUACAUUGUACGUUAUAUGCAAAUAUCGCGCUAUUUCUUUUUUUUCUCUCUUAUUACAUGAUUUCUUUAUUCUUAUCUUAAUUUAAUUAAUUUCCUUUCUUUCCUUCGCAUUUCUUUCUGUGAAAAACUUCUAUUUCUCACGGAUCGUGACGAUGGUACAAAACUGUCUUUAGGGAAAAAGGAAGGUCGCGAGAGAUGGAAAAAGAAAAGAAAAACGUGAACGACAGAGACGACAAACGGAGAGACACGAUAAGAUAAUCGGGCCUUCGCGUACACUGCAAGUUAAAACUGAUUACUAUAUACAAAAGUAUAAUUUAUUGUUUAUACUGUAAUAUGUAGAUAUACAUAAUAUAUACUUAUACAUUGUACACAUAUUAUACUGGUAUAUAAUAUGAAAUAGGGAUGAAAAGUGGGCGUAGGGGGAAUGGUACAUAAAUGACAAAUUUUUUUGACACACAAUAAUACCUAGUAAUAAUAACAAUAAUAAUAAUAAUGAUAAUAAUAAUAUUAAUAAUAGUAAUAAUAGUAAUAACGAUAAAUUAACUAACAAUCGAGAGAGAGCUUUACAUGUUCGGCGAUGGGAGAGCGAAUGAAUGAUGAAAAAUAUGUUAGCAUUAUUCUCGUAAUUUGCGCAGGAUAUUUCGUUGAUCUAUUUUCAUGUCGAAUUUUUUCCAAACAAGUGACUUAUGCGUAAUUACGUGCAGCCGUAAACUAAUGUUCUUAUUUGUGCGACUUUAUUUCGCUUCCCCAUUUCUUAGACCGUCGAUUGAUACUUUCGGUUCUUUUUUUCUUCGUCAAUUUCGCAUCGUUCUUCGAUCGUGUCGUGUAUAAUAGUUAUACGUAAAACAUACGACAACAAUACAUAUUGUAAUAAAUUCGAUAAUGAUGAUGAUGAUGAUACAGACACACACACACAGACACGCGUAUAAAUAUAGGGUAUAUAAAUAAACAUAUGCAAAUAUAUUAUAUUAUAUACAUAAAGUAUGAUUACCAAUGACGUGUUUUCUGUCAAUUACUUUUGUAGCCAAAAAAAAAGGAAGACAAAAAAAAUAAAAAUAUUGGACUAGCGAAAAUGCGGGGGAAAAAAUUGAAAAAUUAACAAUUUACGUAAUGUACGCAAAAAAGGAAAAUAUGUAUAUCGACGCCUCGCGAGGAGAACGCAUGUAUAAUUUUAUCUAAGCAUAUAGGUAUAAUUAUAAAAACGAAGAUAGAGAUUCGGAUCAGCAAACUAAAGCUGUGUAUCGAAGAAUGCGGGAGAAAUUUAUCAUCAACGAUGUAAUAAUAUAGUGAUAAUGCGGAGGAAGCUCGGGUGAAACGGGGGCUCCGGCAUAGUUACACUGUAUGCAUGCCAUAUAAUAUUAUAAGCGUCGAGGAUUAAAAUGCUUUUGUAAAUACGUACGCGCUUGGGUGUAUGCAUGAUAUAUGCAUGGGUUUAGUACACUUGUAUAUUGCCCACGCGGGUAUGUGGCGUAACGGAAGAUUUGUAUAGAGAAAAUUGUAUAAAAUGAAACUCUGAUAUGGAAUUGGGAAGAGGGAUGCCUUCGCGGAAAAGAUCCUCAACUCGGGUGUCAAUUCGGACCCUAAACUUUUUUCUUAUGGGAAUUUAGCGUUAUCUAUAAGUUGGGGGGGUACGAAUUUACCACCAAGUGGCAAGUUUUUUCCGUGAGGGUGCGAAAAAUGCCGAAGUAGAAGGAGAAGCGGAAAGAGGAAAACAAAAAGACAAGGUGGACUACGCGAAACCAUCGAUAAUAACGAAGAAAAAACAAUUGUGAACGAAUAAGAUUUAACGAACAACAAUUACGAUGAUGAUAAUAAACGUAAUGUUAUAUUGUAA